UACCGGCACACAGGCUGCAUGAUGGCCGAGGGAGGCGGACCCGAGUCGGGUAACGCAGCGGACUCCGACUCGGAGCCGGUAGCUGCACAAAUACCGACUCCUUCAACCGAAAGUCAAAAACAGACUAUUGGGUCUCUUUUGAAAACGUCUCUGAGAAAGGGUGACGAAUGGUAUCUAAUAGACAGUCGGUGGUUCAAACAGUGGAAGAAGUAUGUGGGGUUUGACAGCUGGGAUAUGUACAAUGUUGGAGAACGAAGCCUCUAUCCAGGACCAAUUGAUAACUCUGGCCUGUUCUCAGACCAUGAGACUCAAGCCCUGAAAGAGCACCUUAUAGAUGAGCUUGAUUAUGUCCUAGUACCUACUGAGGCAUGGAAUAAGCUAGUGAGCUGGUACGGCUGCCUUGAGGGCCAGAGACCUAUCGUCAGGAAGGUCGUUGAACAUGGCAUGUUUGUCAAACACUGUAAAGUGGAGGUCUAUUUGCUGGAGCUGAACUUGUGUGAGAAUGACAAUAUGGACAAUGUUGUUACACGUCAUUUCAGUAAAGCUGAUACUAUAGACACUAUAGAGAAGGAGAUGAGAACACUGUUCAAUAUCCCAUCAGAGGAAGAGACCAGGCUCUGGAACAAAUACAUGAGCAAUACGUACGAGCAGCUGAACAAGCCAGACAGCACCGUACAGGAUGCUGGUCUUUUCCAGGGACAGGUGCUUGUGAUUGAGCGCAAAAAUGAGGAUGGUAUGUGGCCCAGACAAGCUUCACAUCCCAAAUCAAGUACAACCCCAUCCAGGAAUUUCACUACCUCUCCAAAACUCUCCUCAAACGCAUCCCCAACAGUAACCAAUGGAGACAGCAACUGCAGCCCUGGAUACACGCUGAACAACAGCACCUCAUCCAGCAACAGAUAUGGGAGCUACAAUUCAUACAGCUCCUACAAUUACAGGGAGUCACAAUCGCAGCCUGGCUUAUGUGGGCUCAGUAAUUUGGGAAAUACGUGCUUCAUGAACUCUGCCCUUCAGUGCCUGAGCAAUGCAUCUCCACUUACAGAGUACUUCCUCACUGACCAGUAUGAGGCAGAGAUAAACAGAGAGAAUCCUCUGGGAAUGAGGGGGGAGAUAGCUGAGGCCUAUGCAGAUCUAGUAAAACAAAUGUGGCUCAGCCGCAGCAGUUAUGUGGCCCCACGUACCUUCAAAACCCAGGUCGGACGCUUUGCCCCCCAGUUUUCAGGCUAUCAGCAGCAGGACUCUCAGGAGCUGUUGGCCUUCCUUCUUGACGGGCUCCAUGAAGAUCUGAAUAGGGUCAAGAAGAAGCCUUACUUGGCCCUAAGGGAUGCAGAGGGCCGUCCAGAUGAGAUUGUUGCCAAGGAAGCCUGGACAAACCACCGUUUGCGCAAUGACUCUAUUAUAGUUGAUAUUUUCCAUGGCCUCUUCAAAUCCACCUUGGUAUGCCCAGAGUGCUCCAAGGUAUCUGUUACCUUUGACCCAUUUUGCUACCUCACAUUGCCUCUGCCCUUGAAGAAGGACCGUACCAUGGAAGUUUUCCUGGUGCGAUCAGACCCUCAGUCAAGACCCACACAGUAUCGGGUGGUGGUCCCCAAACUGGGUACUAUAACAGACCUGUGCAGCGCCUUGUCCAAACUCUGUGGAAUCUCUCCAGAAAAUAUGGUGGUGGCAGAUGUUUACAAUCACAGAUUCCAUAAACUUUAUAGACGGGAUGAUGGUCUCAACCAAAUCAUGGAAAAGGAUGACAUCUUUGUGUAUGAGGUACAGGAGGAGAACAGUGAAAGGAUGAGCCUGCCUGUUUAUUUCAGGGAGCGCCACUCAAAGCAUGCUGGAAGCUCCACAAGCACCAUGCUGUUUGGCCAGCCUUUACUUAUCACCGUGCCCAGACAUAACCUCAUAGCAGACGUUCUUUAUGAUAAGAUCCUAGAGAGGAUUGGACGCUAUGUAAAACGCUCCCAGAGCCCUUCUACUGAAAGCAGGGCGUCAGCCUCAGCCACCAUAUCCAGCUGCAGUCAGGCCCCUGAAUGUUCUACAUCUUCUAGUCUCAAUGCCAGCCUGGGUGGCUGUGGCAGUCCCUUAUCAGAUGGGGCCUCCUGCAGCGCCAGCUCCAGCAAUGGCAGCAACCACUCAGGGACCUGCAAUGAAACGAAUGGGUUGUAUGAUGGUGAAGAAGAGGCCAUGGACCACCAAGUGAGUCCAGAGCCAGAAAAUGGCCAAUCUGAAGAGGAGGAGGAGGCCUCUGACUUACAAAAUGGGUCCAAAGGAGACACGACCAAGCUCUUUACAUUCAGCAUAGUCAACUCUUACGGAACGGCCAACAUUAGCCCGCUGCCUUGUGAUGGAAAUGUCCUCAAACUUAAUCCACAUUCCACAGUGGCCAUCGACUGGGACACAGAGUCGAAGAAACUCUACUAUGAUGAACCAGAAGCAGAGGCUUAUGAGAAGCAUGAGAGCAUGCUGCAGCCCCAAAAAAAGAAAACCACUGUGGCUCUAAGGGAAUGCAUCGAGCUCUUUACAACAAUGGAAACACUGGGAGAGCAUGACCCAUGGUAUUGUCCAACAUGCAAGAAACACCAACAGGCCACAAAGAAGUUUGACUUAUGGUCACUUCCUCGGAUUCUGGUGGUUCAUCUAAAGCGUUUCUCAUACAACCGAUGCUGGAGGGACAAGCUGGACACAGUGGUGGACUUUCCCAUCAGGGAUCUCAACAUGUCUGAGUUUGUGUGUGACCCUAAGGCCGGCCCCUACGUCUACGACCUUAUUGCUGUGUCAAACCACUAUGGAGGAAUGGGAGGGGGUCACUACACGGCUUAUGGCAAGAAUAAAGUGGAUGGAAAGUGGUAUUACUUUGAUGACAGCAGCGUCUCAUCUGCCACAGAGGAUCAGAUAGUGACUAAAGCCGCCUACGUGCUGUUCUAUCAGCGCAUAGACGAAGAAAGCCCCUCUAAACCUCAACCUUCGGCGUCAUUGGGAGGAGCCCCGGAGCCAGCCGAUGACCACAUGGACACAAAUUAGGAAGCCCAGAUGAAAAGGGACACACACUGAAGUGCAUAUGGCAAAUAGAGACACUCGGACGCACACACAAAGCUACUUUAGUGGCAGAGGAUUCCACAGACAUAAAAUUAUUAAUCCUACCUUCCCUGUAUUUUGAUUUGUCUCAUAUGUUGUCAGCUACAGCCAUCAGCCUUGACAUAAGAGUGAACUGUGAGACUUUCCUCCCUGCAGCGGGUGGUCUGCUGAUUUCUUAAAGUAGUUUGCUAGUCUGGAUUGAAGAGGAAUAUAAGUGAAUAUAGAAACUUAAGGUUAGAAGUGCCCUCAAAUAUAUAGAUAAACAAAUGUUUCUGUUGCCCACAAGACCAGGCAGAAAUAUUUAAAACAAAAAGCCAAAUGCAUUUGUUUCAACCAAAGCGAUCCAAGGUAUUUAUGAUAAAAUGAACAAACUGAUGUGUUUCCAGGAUGCUGGCUUUGUGCCUAGAUUUAUCUCACAUAUUCUUGCUGUGCUAAGGUAAAUUUUAGCAGUGUGAUGUGCACACAUGACAGUACAUGGCACCUUCUUUGUUGAAAGAAUCCUGUUACCUUAUGCCACCUGUUUAAAGUGAAACUAUUUCUGAGGGGAUCCUUCGGCUUCAGACUACCGGUAGCAGUGGAUCUGUGCCGCAUCUAGACCACAGAGAGGGUGUCUCAUUUCAAGGUCCCUAACAUCUAGAUCUUGACAUGAGUUGUGGCAGAAGCUGUUUUGGGGGGUUUGUUUUUUUUGUUUUGGCCUUGCUCUAGUUCAGCCAUGAGUUGUUUUUUUUGUUUUGUUUUUUUUUCUCCCCCGAAUAUGUUUUGAUGCACAGCACGGGCUCUGCUCUCGGGGCCCUAAACUCAUGAGAGGAGUCUUACCCUGCUCACAAUUUGUAUUUUCUUUUUUUUCUUUUUUGUAAUCAUAAUGAAAAAAGCGGCCUUUCAAUUCCUGCAACCUGUUUAAAAAGGAGGCACUUUGAAUUCUCCGUGAAAAUCUACCUGCUUCUGGUGUAUCUAGAAAUCAUGGAAGUGUAUGGUUAGGCCUUUAGCAUUAAAGGGUUUGGUCUGUCAUAUGCGUCCACAUAAUUUUAAUGUGUCUUUUAAGCUGCCUGACCGGACCCUUAGUUCACUUGCGAUAGCUUGUCCUAAUUAGUCUUGUACAAUAAUGCAGCUCUGUAUUGAAAUGGCUAUGAUAUUUGAUAUCUUCUAAGCACACUGAGUGAAGCGAAAUAAACUAGAAUAAAAGUGGUGCUUUAUUCAUGAAACUUGAACUUUGCUCCUUAUCACAAGGAAAAAUGUGUUAGAUGUCAGAUGGGGGUGGAGGAAAGCAGUCAUUUAACAGCAUUCUCACUGAAUGCAGGCACUUUGAGCCGGUUUUCCUUCCAGUGAUACUAAUACAGCAGUUGGCUCUUAAGUAAAGUUGAAAGUGAUUCUUUUAUUUUAUAUUAUUGAAGGCCAGACAUACACAACAAUCCCCUGGAGCACAUUUGUAAGUGGUGACUGGAUGUUUUGAAUGUGAUCAAGUAAAAACUAGAAUGCAUUUACUUGUGACAGUUAACACUUAAUAUAAUGUAAUCCCACAAGGCUUGUUCUGGGGCAUAAAUCUGCACCUGGUUUUAUAAUGGCACGCUAACAUACAGGGCCUUUGGGUGUCCUCCCUGCUGGUUGGUCCUGGCAUCAUCAUGUUGUUCAAACUACCUAAACAAUCAUUCAUGCCUAAAACUAGAAAAGCUUUAUAUCUGUAAUCUAGAUAUGUAACUGAAAACAGUUCAGCAGCAGAAAAUCUUGUCUUCUUAUCCACCCAAAAUUAUGUCAGCAGUUCAAACUCGAUCUGUACAUAAUCAACACUAUUUUAAAUAGGUGUAAAAAUGAUUGUUCUCAUAUUUAUCUUGUUGCCGAUAUCUGCAGUUUUGUUUUUAACUGAAAAAUAUUUGAAUUCAAAUUACAAUAAAGACUGGAAGCCUCAACAAGC
Maylandia zebra (zebra mbuna) is the source of this 4975-nucleotide messenger RNA. It is a transcript of the gene usp4, whose product is annotated as ubiquitin specific peptidase 4 (proto-oncogene). Gene Ontology annotation, molecular function: cysteine-type deubiquitinase activity. NCBI's taxonomy places the organism in Eukaryota, Metazoa, Chordata, Actinopteri, Cichliformes, Cichlidae. Gene Ontology annotation, biological process: protein deubiquitination. The record is from RefSeq and is a predicted model, not a curated record. Gene Ontology annotation, cellular component: nucleus.